Molecule: messenger RNA, 2545 nt
Organism: Gracilinanus agilis (Agile Gracile Mouse Opossum)
Lineage: Eukaryota; Metazoa; Chordata; Mammalia; Didelphimorphia; Didelphidae
Gene: CFAP45
Product: cilia and flagella associated protein 45
Exons: 12
Coding region: 42-1718 (558 amino acids)
Source: RefSeq, a predicted model, not a curated record
GGGAGGCCCGAGAGGCCCCGGAGGCCGUGGGUGCUGCCAAGAUGCCAUUAAGCACAGCUGGUCUCCUGAGCUCCUCCUCUAGCACUUCCAACAGGUCAAGGAACCGGACCCGCUACCGGACCAAGGCCAUGAACUCUGAGGUUGAUGAGAGCCUCUUUGGAGUUGGCAAGCCCUCCCAGCAGAACCGCUGUGAAAGCCCCAUUGUGAUUCUGAGGGAUAAGCAAAGUAUCCAGAAGAGCCUGGGCUGGACUCACAAGCCGGAGACCAUCCAGCUUAUCACUCGAGACAUGAUCCGGGAUCUUGUUAUCCCCUCAGAAGAUCCUUCAGGGGAGUCUCUUAUCAUCAGCCCUGAGGAGUUUGAACGGAUCAAGUUUGCUUCCCGUGUCCUCACCAAGGAAGAACGAGAUGCUAUUGAGGAGGCUUACAAGAAGGAGAAGACUGAUAUCUUGACUGCAGUGACUCUUCGAAAGCAGGUGAUGCAACAGAAGGAGAUGGUUCGGAGGAAGAAUAGGAAGCUCAGUGACCUGGAGGAGGAUGCCAAGGAAAGGGAACAUAAUCUCCUGGAGAAAGCCAAUGCAAUGAGGAUGGAGCAAGAUGUUGAGAUCAAAGACAUGAGCCAGAUAAUCCGAAAUGCCAGGUGUCAUGCCAUCCGGGAUGCUCAGAUCCUGGAGAAGCGAUUAAUCCAAAAGGAACUGGACACAGAGGACAAGCGACUGGACCAGAUGAUGGAAAUAGAACGGCAGAAAUCUAUACAGAGGCAGGAAGAGAUAGACAAUAAGCGGAAAGAGGAAAGAAUACGAGGAAGACGGCAUAUUAUCCAUCAGAUUGAAAAGAACCAGGAAGAGCGUUCACUGCAGGCUGAGGUCCGGGAGCAGGAGAUCCAGCAGAUGCUACAAUAUAUGGAGCAGCUCCAGGAAGAAGACAUAAAGAAUAUGGAACAAAGGCACCAGGAUAAGAUAAAAAUGCAGGCUGAGAUCAAGCGCAUCAAUGACGAAAACCAAAGGCGAAAGGAGGAAUUGCUGGCCCAGGAGAAGCUCGCGGAUCAGUUGGUGAUGGAGUUCACCAAGAAGAAAAUGGCUCGAGAAGCAGAGUAUGAGGCUGAACAAGAAAGAAUCCGAAAGGAAAAAGAAAAAGAGACGGCUCGGCUGAGGGCCAUGCAGGAGAAAGCCCAGGACUACCAGGCAGAACAGCAUGCCCUUCGGGCCAGGCGCAAUCAGGAAGCAGCAGAACGAGAAUGGCGCCUGAAAGAGAAGGAGGAUGCCCAGAAGAAAGUGGAAACCAACAACCAGCUGAAACAGAGCCGGAUGGAGCAGGUGGCUUACAAGGAGCAUACAAUGGCUGUGCAGGUGCAGCGGGAUCGAGAUGAAUUUGAGAGGAUCCUCAGGGCUCAGAGACAGCAGAUCGAGAAGGAGCGUUUGGAAGAAGAGAAGAAAGGCAAGGAGAAUCUGCAACAUGCCAAUGAGUUGCGGCGUCAGGUGCGAGAGAACCAGCAAAAGCAGGUGCAGGAGCGGAUCGCCACGUUUGAAGAGGGCCGGCGCCUCAAGGAAGAGGCCCAGAAGCGGCACGAGCGCAUCAAUGAAAUCAAGAAAAAGAAAAUAGAAGAGCUGAGAGCCACCGGCCUUCCAGAGAAGUACUGCAUUGAGGCAGAGAGAAAAGGCAAUAUUCAGUCAAGUGGAUCCAGUGAGCUAAGUGAAGGAGCUGCUGGAUCUUCCUCUUGAGCCCCUUUCAGGGACUGCCUGUGGCUUUGCCCCUGGAAUUCCACUAUUGCUGCUGACCCAAAGCUUUUAUAAAUAGAGAUUGGAUUCAUUAUAUUACUACUAGGGUUUGUACCUGAUUUUCUCUCAGUGUGGCUGAGGCCUGAAAUUGUUCCAUACCCAUUGGCAGGAGUGCCACGAUGGGCAAAGUGGGGCUCAGGGAGGUAGAACGGUGUGAUGGCAAGAGGAUGUUUCUUUCGUGUCACCUCCCCCUCAGAUCCUCAGGUCCCCCCAAAGAAUUCAGAUGUCCUUUUUUCAUCCCCAUAAUGGGAAAAAGAUGGAGCCUCAUGGGCAACUGGACCAUGGGAGAGACCUGUGGCACUGAGUGUGGGUGAACGAGCAGGGAACAACCAUGCCCUGACACAGUUUUGAUUCCUUUGGGAUGUGGACAUCCAGCAGGAUACCCCCUUGGCAGAGUUCCCUGCAGCUGAGAUGGAAAUGCUGUGUUCAGGAGGGAUGAGAGGAAGAGGGAUCAGGUAGGGCCUUGGCCUGGGGUAACACCCAUGAAUCAGACCACAUCUGUGAUCUAGAAUGGAUGGCGAUGAAUCCAGACUCCUCUUCCUUCAGCCCUCCUCUGCUGGAGCCCUUUCAACUCCAGGCAAUACCACAACACAGGCAUUGCUUCCACCUCCCUGUCCCCCAUAACAGGGCACACCCAGAGCCCCAGUGCUUGUCGCCCCACCCUGCCCCAUCUCCCUCACCCCAACACAGUUCUCUUUACCUCGUUUGCUUGCCUCCAUUCUCCUUACCCCACCCCACAUGCAGUUCACCCCAAUAAACAUGGUUUCCCU